CGCGAGGGGGUGGAGACUAGGCCAGACUGUGGAUGUGGCUCGGUACAAAAUCCCCACCCAGCUGCCAUCAGCCUCCCUCUCCGCGUCCCGAGGAGCCGGGCGCAGCCUGUGCCUUGCCCAGUUUCCUUUCAAGAUGUCUACAGUCCAUGAAAUUCUAGGCAAGCUCAGCCUUGAAGGAGAUCAUUCUCUUCCUCCAACUGCAUAUGCCACUGUCAAGGCAUACGCGAACUUUGAUGCUGACAGAGAUGCUGCAGCUAUUGAAACAGCCAUCAAGACCAAAGGUGUGGAUGAGCUCACCAUCCUCAACAUCUUGACGAACCGCAGCAAUGAACAGAGGCAGGAUAUCGCCUUUGCCUAUCAGAGGAGAACUAAAAAGGACCUUUCUGCAUCAUUGAAGUCAGCUUUAUCAGGUCACCUGGAGACAGUUAUUUUGGGCCUGUUGAAGACACCGGCUCAGUAUGAUGCUUCUGAACUGAAAGCUGCCAUGAAGGGCUUGGGAACUGAUGAAGAUACUCUCAUUGAGAUCAUCUGCUCCAGGACAAACCAGGAGCUCUGUGAAAUUAAUAAAGUCUACAGGGAAAUGUACAAAACAGAACUGGAAAAGGACAUUAUCUCUGACACCUCUGGCGACUUCCGCAAGCUGAUGGUUUCCCUGGCAAAGGGUAAAAGAUCUGAGGACACCUCUGUGAUUGAUUAUGAGUUGAUUGACAUGGAUGCCAGGGACCUCUAUGACGCUGGUGUGAAGAGGAAGGGAACUGAUGUUCCUAAGUGGAUCAAUAUUAUGACUGAAAGGAGCAUCCCCCACCUCCAGAAAGUGUUUGAGAGGUACAAGAGCUAUAGCCCUUAUGAUAUGCUGGAGAGCAUCAAGAAGGAGGUCAAGGGAGACCUGGAAAAUGCCUUCCUUAAUCUUGUCCAGUGCAUUCAGAACAAGCAGCUGUAUUUUGCUGAUCGAUUGUACGACUCCAUGAAGGGCAAAGGAACCCGUGAUAAGAUCCUGAUCAGGAUUAUGGUCUCCCGCUCGGAGGUUGAUAUGCUGAAAAUUAAGAGUGAAUUCAAGAGGAAAUAUGGAAAAUCCCUCUAUUAUUUCAUCCAGGUAAAUCAUGAGGCUCCUUGUUAUAAUCCAUGUCUGAGGUUUUCAGAGGCACCCAGCAUUGGUCUAAGUAUUCCUGCUAAAGUCAGUGGGAAUUUUAUCAUUGGCUUCAGUGGGAGCAGUUGGAUCAGUGUCUCUCACUUCUGAAAAUCCCACCCUUAG
Messenger RNA from Pelodiscus sinensis (Chinese soft-shelled turtle), 1252 nucleotides. NCBI's taxonomy places the organism in Eukaryota, Metazoa, Chordata, Testudines, Trionychidae. The record is from RefSeq and is a predicted model, not a curated record.